Molecule: messenger RNA, 477 nt
Organism: Cooperia oncophora
Lineage: Eukaryota; Metazoa; Nematoda; Chromadorea; Rhabditida; Trichostrongylidae
Source: the annotation of a GenBank genome assembly
AUGGAGGGUAGUGUGUAUAAUCCACGUGGGCUUGGAGGAGUUCAACUACGGAAUAAAAUGAUGGUGCUGUGGAAUUACCUAGCAACUUGUACAGCGGAAUCUGCUGUCCUGUCUGGUGCACUGAUUGUUUCUGCUCCUUUUGAUCCGUUAUCUACAACAACUUCUUUGGAGCGUUUCUUUGCAAAACACGUAUAUAAUCGGCACCUGACGAAGAAACUCGUAUCAUUUGCAGAGAGAUAUAGAGAACACUUUGAAAAUCAUGAAAUGAUGGACUUCGAUAACGUUCUGAAAUCAGUGACCAUACGGGAGUUUGACACUCGCUUUACUGCACCACUUUUUGGAUAUGAGUCAGUGGAUCACUACUACGAUCAUGCGGCACCGAACAAGAAGGUGAAAAAGAUCCCCGUUCCUACGCUCUGCCUGAAUGCUGAUGACGAUUGCUUCAGUCCACGGGAAGCGUCCCUACCGAAGAGAUGA